This is a messenger RNA of Ixodes scapularis (black-legged tick), 869 nucleotides long. RefSeq lists its product as uncharacterized. Lineage: Eukaryota; Metazoa; Arthropoda; Arachnida; Ixodida; Ixodidae. The record is from RefSeq and is a predicted model, not a curated record. Bases 47 to 514 code for a protein of 155 amino acids. The transcript is spliced from 3 exons.
GUUUCCUCAAGGUUUAAAGAGAGCACUUCCCUAAAAGUUCCUUACGAUGACUGUGCGGAACCGGCGGAGUUGUCUGAAGCCGAGUGUGACCGAGACCACAAUCUGUACCCGUACACCGCCAAAAACUACGGGCUCCAGAACUUUAGCGUGGACACCAUCUAUCAAUGGCCACUCCAGGGCUAGCCUACGAAGAAACCUAAACAAGAGCUCUGUGGAUGAAGAUCGAAGCUUCGUCGGACAUGAACGCCACGUAACGAAACAAUGGCCACGUGCGUCUGAACGGAGUAAACGGUCCAGCUCCCACAAUACAGACACCGACCACGUAAACUUUCAGCAUGAAACUGAACAUAAUAGCGGCAGCAACUGCUUCCACCAGUUGGAACUGAGGAACCAAAGCAGCACUCACUGCUCCCCGGAUGUGCACUUGCCGAAACCUAGACACUCACCCAUGGUGCCGUUCUCCAGUGUAGAGGCUGCUCUUUGGCCACUGAAAGUGCUGUGUUUCGUCCGGUGACACUGAACCUAUCGAGCCAGUGUUCGGCUCCACCGUCAUGAAGAUAUGUCUUCCAUUAUUCAGGGGAGCAACGUCUCCCCGCCUUGUUUCCGUUGCCUUUGUUGUUGUUUCUUGAGCGAUAGAUCUUACCAUGCCGGCGUACGGCUACCUGGACAAGACACCGCUGCAGUUGCCAGACUGCUCAGUGUAAAGAUUUAUUCUGCAGCGACCAGCAAUCGGUGAGAAAUGACUCAAAGCCGUUUCUAGGAUCGACCCAUCCUCAGAAUAUAAGUACGCACCCAAGAAUAAUUAUUUUUAUAUCAAACCCUCUGUCACUGUUACGAGCCCUAGCUCCUGGAAACCUCAAGCUGUUAGU